Alternaria incomplexa is the source of this 942-nucleotide messenger RNA. RefSeq lists its product as uncharacterized. The record is from RefSeq and is a predicted model, not a curated record. Bases 1 to 942 code for a protein of 313 amino acids. The transcript has 2 exons. Lineage: Eukaryota; Fungi; Ascomycota; Dothideomycetes; Pleosporales; Pleosporaceae.
AUGACGGGGGGUUUCAGACAUCGUCUGCGUCGCUGGUACCGCGAGAAGCGCACCAGGUUCUCAUCAAGCUCCAAGACCACGUCCAGCUCAAAGAUGCAUUCGACCAUCGCCAACAGCACAUUCCCUCUGCUCCGACUGCCUGGCGAGCUGCGCAACCGCAUAUACGAGUACGCACUCCAGACCGACGACGACGACGACGGUUUGAAGUUUGACAGCGGUGUGAGGUCCUAUGAGGGUGUGUCUCGCGACGACGGAUUUGACGGCCACAACAUCCCACGCUUCAUCCCCUACGGAGUCUCCCGCUCAAAUUGCAAAGACCACCUCAAUCAGCUGAAAUUGACCUGUCGCCAGUUGUACAAGGAGACCGCGGGGCUGGAGCUCCAAGUUAAUCGAGUGCAAUUUCUUACCCACUGGAGUGAUAAAUUCGGCCCUGGACAACUUUUCCUGACUUUCAUCCGGAGCUGCGCAGCGAAUAAACGGGGAUGUUUCCGCGACAUUAGCCUCUGGGCAAGCACUCAUAGACAGGUGCCAAAGCUUAGCCAGUCGCUUGAAUCCAAAGAUGUCAUGUUCGAGCUGGCCGAAUACUGCCGGCAGCAUCCUCAAGUCAACAUCAACUAUGCCGUCCCGUACUUGGACACACAUAACUUGUGGAUAGACGUCGUGGCGCAGGGCCUGUUUCUAAGCUUGGUGAUAGACGAAGAGGAUCUACGUGCAGUAGCAACCAUCGCCCACAACAGCGCACUCGAUGAUAUGGAGACUGCAGAGUUUUACCAGGAUGCAAACGGCGCUGCGGUACUUCGCGUAUCGAACCUGAAAUUCCGAUUUGACAUAGCGGAGAUUAGGAACAUUGGAUCCUUUCAGAGGGAACUUGCGACCGCUCCCUGGCUUGAUGCUAGGGUAUGUCUCGAGUUGGCGACGAAGUGGAUAAAGGAGGGUAUCUGA